Saccoglossus kowalevskii is the source of this 906-nucleotide messenger RNA. RefSeq lists its product as uncharacterized. The record is from RefSeq and is a predicted model, not a curated record. NCBI's taxonomy places the organism in Eukaryota, Metazoa, Hemichordata, Enteropneusta, Harrimaniidae.
CUGGGAUUUGGUGGUGGGUCAGGGGCUAGCUAUGGACGUGGUGUAUUCACAAAGAGAGAGUCUGGCAUACAACCACGAUUACAUCAACUCGGACGAUGAAAACCUUGUUUGGAACAAUAGCUGUGAACCGGACGUCAAAUCAGAAAAAACAAAUCCAGUUUCACCAAUUUCCAAAGAAGAGAUCAAGAAAAGUAUAAUUCAAAAGUGUCACAAGUUAGCUAAGUUGACUGGAUGUAGUCUCUUUAUAAAGAUAACAGACCAUGAAGAUGAUGAAUCGCAAUAUUAUGGUACUUACGACUAUGUUCGAGAUUACCAGGACAACGAAUUAAGACCAGAUGAAAGAGAUGUUGCUGUGUCAGGAGAAUCUGGUGUUGCAAUUACGUUUGCAGACAUCUGCACUCAACAGCCGUGGAAUAUGUUCAUGUGGACUCUCAAUGACAGCAACAAACUAUCGAUGAUUUCGCACCAAAAUGACACAGAUGUGCCCGACAAUAAUGAUCCAGAGGAAUGUAAUGAAAAACUUUCAGAGACUGACUCGCAGAAAACUGAGAGUGCCAAUGAAGAAGAAAUGAACGUUGACAAUUUCCAAGAUGACAUCGUCAACGAUAUCGAUUUGGAUUUCGACCAUCAGAGUAAACCGGAAGAUCUCUCCCAAAAAAAAGAUGACAAUGAGAGUGAAGAAUAUAAACCUGCAAAAUUAAGUACUCUUCCUGUCAACUGUGUUUCUCCUACAACAACUGCUUCCACACUAAUCAUGUCAACUCCGACACCUGCUGUUCUCUCGCGGCGAGAGCAUGACAACCUAUUGAGCUGUCUUCCCAAGUUAGACAGUGUAGGUGGGUUAGUGGGAGAAUCAAGGUGAGACGUUGCAUGCUAGUUUACUGUCUUAUAAUAUGUUUUUAGAUC